Molecule: messenger RNA, 2277 nt
Organism: Grosmannia clavigera kw1407
Lineage: Eukaryota; Fungi; Ascomycota; Sordariomycetes; Ophiostomatales; Ophiostomataceae
Exons: 5
Coding region: 1-2277 (758 amino acids)
Source: RefSeq, a predicted model, not a curated record
AUGUCGGCACCAGGGCCUGGGCCCGAUGCGCCUAGCCGGCCAAACACGCAGCUGCCACCACAGCCAGCAGAGUUGUCGGCGCCAGUCUCAGGCACAACCGGCCAGCCAUCUGGAGCAGAGACACCGGCCGCAAGACAACCUGUACCGAGUCAGUCUCGUCCAGAAGCCGUUUCGGCUCAGAUGCAGAUGCGCCAGACUUCUGGACCACUACUUCCGCCUCACAUGAUGCACCACCCUUCACCCGCCGUGUCGCCACAGCUGCCGCCACAGUUACCGCCACAGCUGCCGCCACAGGUCCCGCCGCAGCUUCCGCCGCAGGUCCCAACGCAGCUUCCGUCACAGCACCCAACACAGGUCCCGUCACAGCAUCCGUCACAGGUUCCGUCACAGCUUCCAUCACAAUUUAGCCAUCAUCCAUCUUACCAACAGACAGGUCAGCUCCCAGCCUACAAUGAGCAUCUGCAACACGCCCGCACUCAGCCUGCACAUCAGCCUGGAUAUAUACCACCCCUCACUGAACUGGCCCAUCUCGCUCAGCCAUCCCAGCAGCAAAUGGCCCAACAGUUUCACCAACCAGGAAACUCAUCCAACGCAGUCACGCGCCCCCCCGACCCACGCUUGAACCACAAGCAAUCAGUCAUAGUCGGCCCGCCUGACAGCACACGAUUAUCCUUUCCGUCGCCUGGACGUGAUCCGGCCCGCGCCAACCCCAAAGCUAACGAGGACUACUCACGCCUCAACUACGCCAUUCAGCAGGGCCUGCCCGAGAGUGUUCGGCUUGCCGUUCGUGACAACUGGAAGAAAUGCCUCAUUGGCAGUGAGUUUCAAGAAGCAUUUGUGAUGAACGCGACUGUCCGCCACAUUGCACCGGCCUCUAUCAAAAAGGCCUUUCGCGACUUCGGCCGGGACAUCAUCAACGUGGGCAAGGAGGAGCUCAUCGGCCAUCUGACAACGUCAGACAUUGACCAGCUGACGGAGGCUAUCCUCUCGAAAGCUAGCGGCCGCUUUCUCGAUGCGGCCCUGGAUCUGCGUCUUCGCACCAUCGAGGCCAAGCCGCUUAUCAAUGCGCUAGCUCGAGCUGAGCGUCUGGGGUACGAGCCCGGCGACAUCGUGGAGGAGGCGCCGACAAACGGCCAGGAACGCGUGAUACCUCAGCACCAGGCGGCUUUUCCCCCGCAGGCUAAGGCUCUUCCGUCCCGGAGCCAGGUGGCAUCUCCUGCCAUCCCGCCAGCUGCUCCCAAAUUGCAGGCUCAACCGGUUCAGCAGGCCCAAUCAGCUCAGGCCAAGUGGCAGUGCCAUCUUUGCAAUCGGUUGUUCGAAUACGAAGAGCCGUUCCUCUUUCAUAUGCGGAAGGAUAUCUGCAAACGAGUGCCCCCCAAAGCGCAUAUCGGAUUCAAGUGUGUUUGUGAAUUCUGUGGACAGGGCUUCAGCACGACGCUGGGACAGCAAUAUCACAAAAUGAACAAAGUCUGCGGCGACUUUAUCGUGGCGCCAGGAACGCCAGGAGCACCCAGGACACCGGGAACGCCAAAUACAAAAAAGCAGGCUGCAACACCAACAACUGGGGGUGGCGGGUCCUCGUUACUGGCACCGACCUCGCAUGGUGCCAAUGCAACGCCCACCCGGCCUCUGGACUCGUCUCAGCCGCAGCAGCAGACGCGUUAUUCGUCGCCACCUUCGGCGAGUCAGUCGCGGGUGAGCGCAGGAUCGGAUCCAUAUGCCCACCUCAGCCCAAUUCUGAAGGCGGCCCUGGACGAGGAGCUAAGGCAAGCCGAGGAGAGCUACGGCGAGAAGAUGCGCGAGGCCGAGGCGAUUGACGGCGAAAUGAAGCGUCGCGCCCGGCUGGAGGGCUUGAAGAACUCGUUUGGCACCAAGCAGUCUGGGAUCCGCAAGAAGUACGGCGGAAGCAGUGUCCCGAGCCAGAGCCAGAACGUGCCGGAUAGCAGCCGGAAUCACGAAGUGAAGCGCUCGCGGCUGAUGGGACCGUUUGGGUUAGAUGGCGGGUCUAGCGGCCACAGAGCGACGCUGUAUGACAGCGACGAGAUGACAGACCGGACGCGCAAGUCGCCGUCGCUGCCCAACAUGUACACACCGUCCAAGAUGAAUGGUGCCGGGGCUGCCAGCAUGGCCUCGGCUGCCCUGGCGCUGCAGAAGACGCCGGCGUCGGCGAUGCACGUCAGCACAACGUUUCCGGUGGCGCUGUCGGACUCGUCAUCGGACAAUGAGGAUAUUCCGGCGCGGCUUCCUGCAGCGGUACGUCAGAGUCUCGACCACUGA